Molecule: messenger RNA, 929 nt
Organism: Gossypium arboreum
Lineage: Eukaryota; Viridiplantae; Streptophyta; Magnoliopsida; Malvales; Malvaceae
Product: josephin-like protein
Exons: 2
Coding region: 281-826 (181 amino acids)
Biological process (GO): protein deubiquitination
Molecular function (GO): cysteine-type deubiquitinase activity
Source: RefSeq, a predicted model, not a curated record
CAGCAAAACCGUCCAACAACUAAAAGGCGAUUUUCAGUGAAACUUAAAACACGCACAAACAAUCUCAAACACAAAGACGCUGCUUUUAUUUAUUUAUUUAUUUUUUGUUGAAAAAAAAAAGGGAAAUGGUUUAAUCUUUUUUUUGAAUUAAGUAAAACCAGCUCAGCAACUCGGGGAAAGAGUUGAACUUCUAUUCAGAAGCCAUAACCCUUGAUUUCGAAGAGCCAAUCUGCUAUUACGGGUCCCUUUACCAGAAUCAAAUUUCAACAGCCUUGGAUUCAUGGCAAGCGAGCAGAACCAAAUUUAUCACGAAAAGCAAAGAUUACAAUUUUGCCUCUUACAUUCCCUUAACAAUCUCUUCCAGCAAAAGGAUGCAUUCACUCGAGCCACUUUGAAUUCUAUAGCUGAAAGACUCGUUCUUGAUGACCCGGAAAAGGAAAUUUGGACACCCUUUUCUUUAGUCUUUAAGCCUCACCAUAAUUCAGUUACUGGCAACUAUGAUAUAAAUGUCCUAAUUGCUGCACUUGAAGGGAGAGGGAAGACUGUGAUUUGGCAUGAUGGUCGAAAUGGGGCUUCGGCUAUCGACCUUAAUGAUGGAUUGUUGAUGGGAAUCGUGGUUAAUGUUCCUGUUAGACGGUAUGGUGGACUUUGGAAAAGUAGGCAUUGGAUUGCGGUGAGAAAGAUCGAUGGAGUUUGGUACAAUUUGGACAGUGAUCUUCAGGCACCUCACUGUUUUAAGGAUUGUGGAGAAGUUAGGGAAUUCUUGAAUUUUAUCAUCAAUCAUGAUGGCCAGGUUUUGCUUGUAAAAAAUGAUAAUACACAAUGAGCUUUCUUCACCCUGAAUUAUUUGGAAAUUGGAAUGUAAACCUUGAAAAGCUGUGUAUUUAUUUUGUACUUUUGAAAGAUUAAGAUGCAGUUUACUAGAGAAA